Penicillium chermesinum is the source of this 1371-nucleotide messenger RNA. RefSeq lists its product as uncharacterized. Bases 1 to 1371 code for a protein of 456 amino acids. Gene Ontology annotation, biological process: endoplasmic reticulum to Golgi vesicle-mediated transport; endocytosis; intra-Golgi vesicle-mediated transport. The record is from RefSeq and is a predicted model, not a curated record. Lineage: Eukaryota; Fungi; Ascomycota; Eurotiomycetes; Eurotiales; Aspergillaceae. The transcript is spliced from 6 exons. Gene Ontology annotation, cellular component: Golgi apparatus. Gene Ontology annotation, molecular function: GTPase activator activity.
AUGUCUCGACGUGCGACCCCUGGCCAGGCUGCCCAGAACCAGCAGACAAUUAAGAGUCUACUGAAACUUGAGUCUAACAAGAUUUGUGCUGAUUGCAAGCGCAACAAACGUUCGUCCUCCCCCUCUCUCCAGGCAAAUGCGCGCCAGGUUCGAAUUCGCAGGGAAAGUAUCUUUGUUUGUAUUCGUUGCUCGGGGAUUCACCGUGGCAUGGGUACGCACAUCAGUCGAGUCAAGUCAGUCGAUUUGGAUGCCUGGACAGAUGAACAACUUCAAAGUGUUUUGAAGUGGGGCAAUGGCCGCGCCAACAAGUACUGGGAAGCGAAGCUCCAACCAGGUCACGUUCCCUCCGAAUCGAAAAUUGAAAACUUCAUCCGGACCAAGUAUGAGGCUAAGCGCUGGGUUAUGGAUGGCCCUAUGCCGGAUCCUUCGACUUUGAGUGAUGGUGAUGACGAUGUGCCCCUCGCUGUUGUUCAGGAAAAGGCCAAGAUUGAACGUUCUGCAUCCCAAAGGCUAGCACAACCCAGCCAGCCAGCUGUGCGCCAACAACAACCUCAGAUUGAUCUCUUCGGCGACGACCCAAUUGCUCCCCCGGUUCGCCCCAGCACAACUGAUGUAACCUCGCGCGCUCCUCCAAAACAAGCACAGCCUGUACAACAACCAAAGCCUCAAAAGCCAGGGGACUCUUUACUUGGACUCGAUUUCUUUGGUAGCACCCAGCCGGCUGCGACAAGCCGUCCGUCCAGUACUGCGUCGACCCCUGCUGCGCCCAGCGGGAUCUCGCGACCUGAUUUGAAGCAAUCUAUCUUGUCUCUCAUCUUCGAACAUGGGAGGCUUGACAGACGCAUUCAGUGGCUUAAGCUUCCCGUCAACCACUUCUCCCCACCGGCAAAGCCAGCUGAGAAACCCUCUCCCUUUGCCAACCUUGCCAACUUCUCAACCAUGAAAGCCAACCCUGCUGCACCGAAGGUUACGUCGCCCGCGGGCUCAGCUAGUGGUGAUCUCUGGGGUAGCAUGGCAUCCCCAACUUUGUCUGCGCCAAAGGCACAGUCCCGGACGACCUCCGUAUCCUCAAACUCGCAAGAUUUCGGGUUUGGUGGGUUCGCCUCACCUCCCCCCCAGCCCUCGAAACCCAACCCCCCGUCAGCAUCUCUCUCCAAUGAUCUGUUCGGCCUCUCUUCCCCUCCCGCUGCACCUCCAAAGCCCCCCGCAGUGUCCCCGCAGCAAGAAAUGAAGUCUGCUUUCAAUAUCUCCAGUCCACCCUUGCAAACCUAUACUCCCAAGCCCCCCGUGCCUGUUGCCACCGCUGCUGCCGCCAAUGUUAUCUCUGCGAGCAUGGAUCCGUGGGGGGGGCAAUGCGUGGAGCACCCCUGA